This is a messenger RNA of Plutella xylostella (diamondback moth), 1564 nucleotides long. Its product is annotated as odorant receptor 2a. Gene Ontology annotation, cellular component: plasma membrane. The record is from RefSeq and is a predicted model, not a curated record. Gene Ontology annotation, molecular function: olfactory receptor activity; odorant binding. NCBI's taxonomy places the organism in Eukaryota, Metazoa, Arthropoda, Insecta, Lepidoptera, Plutellidae. Gene Ontology annotation, biological process: sensory perception of smell; detection of chemical stimulus involved in sensory perception of smell.
AGUGGUGAUAAUUGGUUAGUCAGAUUAAUUGUCUAUCGCUAACUGGCCAGGGUGCACAGGACGUACAUAUAUGUGUUAAUAUCUGCCUUAAACAAAUAUCUGUGCCGGCCGGGGAUGGAACAUGGGACCUUUGGCGUAGUAGUCAGGGUCACUAACCACUACACCAUUCUGUCGUCAUGUUAUGUGUAACUCAAAUAACUGUAAUAACGAAAUAACAUAUUUACAGAACUGCUUGUGUAAUUGUGUUGGUGUUUUAAUUGAUCGUUUUUCCUCGUUUCAUUUCACACGGUUAUAAAAAUGCCACCUGAAACCAUAUCUGGCGCGUUCCACAGUAAUGUCCGCGGUUGGAAAAUAUUCGCUCUUUGGAUUCGAGAAGUCAACAACAAAUAUUACAAAUGCUACGCCGCGUUGUCAUUGGUCUUUCUCUACUUUCUUUACGAUGGACUUCUGACCCUAAAUCUCAUAUACAGCCCCAAAAAUUUGAACACGUUCAUUCCAGAACUAGUGUUUCUUUUGACAUCUUUCGUUCUUGUAUUCAAAAUUAAUAUGGUAAUGUUCAAAAGUAAACUUAUUUUAAGAGCCUUCAGUAUAAUGGACAGUGAUAUUUUCUCCGGAGAAACAGUGGAACAGAAGAGGAUAACUAAAAGAUACGUUGAAAUGUACAAAAAAUAUUAUCGUGCGUACUUCGUAUUGGGUUACAUGUCGUACACUUUUUUUACAAUAGUUCCAUUCUUGAAACAUGUGUUUUUUGGCCAAGAGCUAAUUCUAGCUAUUUGUAACUAUUACUUCCUCAGUGACAAAGAGAGAGAUGCAAAUAUCUACUUGUAUUGGUGUUACCAGUCACUUGGAAACUUUGCUCACAUGAACUAUGGUGUUAAUAUUGAUACAUUUAUUCCUGGAUUAAUUAUGAUUGGUAUAGGACAGUUCAAAGCACUGAAUGUAAGAUUAUCGAAUAUAAAAACCUAUUCAAAAAAGAAUUUAGUCGAUAUUGAGCAAGAAAAAAAACUAGAAGAAGAAUUGAUUAAGUGCUUGAAACACUACGAUUUGCUACGAGAAUACUGUUCGCUGAUUGAGGAAAUAUUUGACACAGCUAUGUUCGUUCAAUUUGGUGUAGGAGCCGCAAUUAAUUGUGUUACUUUAGUCGCCAUGCUACAAUUACCAUCCAAUGAAAUGUUCUUCUUGAUCUUAUACGGUGUAAUAAUGGCGAUAGAAAUAUUCACACCUGGAUAUUUAGGGACUCAGUUGGAACAUGAGAGUGAGCGAACGACCUCAGCGGUGUACGAGUGCGACUGGAUGGACCGCUCCCCUCGCUUCAAGCGCAACAUGAUGCUGCUGGUGGAGCGAGCAAACACCUCCGUGGAACUGACUGCGCUGACCAUGUUCCCGCUGUCUUUGGAGACAUUUGUAUCGAUCAUGAAAGGAGCCUACUCAUGUUUCACAUUAGUUCGAGCUAUGAAUGGAAGAGAAGAUACUAAAUAAUCGUGAGCCUGAGAGAGUGACGGGAGAAAGUAUUUUGUUACUAAAAACUGUAUGUAUCUUACAUAAAUUAAAACACUAUGAUUUU